AUGGCCAUCAACAUUACAUUUGAGAACUCUGCUUCAUAUUUUGGAAAGAAAGUAGAACAAGCUGUUGCGCUUCGCAUUUCUGGUAACAAAUCUGCUUUUUACAAUUGUACAUUCCGUGGAGUUCAAGACACUCUAUAUGAUCACCAAGGCCUUCACUUUUUCAAAAAUUGCUUCAUAGAAGGCUCAGUUGAUUUCAUCUUUGGUUUUGGAAGGUCCCUAUAUGAGGAAUGCACUCUAAAUUCAAUUGCUAAGAGCAUAGGAUAUAUUACUGCUCAAAAGCGAUCAAAUUCAUCGUUAGAUACUGGAUUUUCUUUUAAAAAAUGUACUGUCAAAGGUACUGGACAAGUUUAUCUAGGAAGACCAUGGGCAGAAUAUUCGAGAGUCAUUUACUCUUACACCUAUAUGAACGAGAUUGUUCUACCUAAAGGAUGGGAAGAUACUAUGAAUGGAACACACUAUCCCAAAACAAUAUACUAUGGUGAGUAUAAAUGUAGCGGACCUGGAUCCAAUGUUUCCGGAAGAGCUCCAUGGGCACGAAAUCUAACAGAUGAAGAGGUUAAGCCAUUUCUUGAAAUUGAUUUUAUUGAAGGAGAAACUUGGCUUAUCAACCCUAAUUAA
This is a messenger RNA of Lathyrus sativus (Indian pea), 618 nucleotides long. The record is from the annotation of a GenBank genome assembly. NCBI's taxonomy places the organism in Eukaryota, Viridiplantae, Streptophyta, Magnoliopsida, Fabales, Fabaceae.